AUGCUAUACACUCAUGCCACCGUUGUGACUGUGGAUGCUUCACGUCGGAUAAUCACCGACGGAGCAAUCCGCGUAGUUGGCGAUGUCAUUGUUGAUAUUGGCAAGGCAGAUAUCCUCAAGGGAAAGUAUGGAGCCGAUGAAGAGUGCGAUCUCUCCGGGCGGAUUAUCAUUCCAGGAUUGAUCUCGACCCACAUGCACACAGCACAGACCUUACUACGAGGCACAGCCGACGAUCUCGAGUUGGUUUCGUGGUUAUGCGAGAGAAUCUGGGUUCUUCAGGGUAACUUUACGGCGGAGGACGGGUACGCUGCGGCACGACUGAGUAUCGGAGAGAUGCUUAAAUCGGGAACCACCUGCUUUUUGGAGAGCAUGUUUGCAGAUCGAUACGGUUUUGACGGGCUAUGUCGCGCUGUCGAAGAGAGUGGCAUCCGUGGCUGUCUAGGUAAGAUUGUCAUGGACAUUGCAAAAUAUGCUAAAGACGAUGCCUGGGCCAUGCAUCCCGGCCUUGUUGAGAACCGUGAAACCUCCUUGCUUGGGACUUUGAAGAUGUGGGAGAAGUGGAAUGGUGCAGCCGAUGAUAGAAUCAGAGUCUGGUUUGGUGCUAGGACUCCCGGAGGAGUAUCGGACGCACUUUAUAAAGAAAUGACCGCUAUUUCCAAAGAUAAGGGUAUACCCAUUACCAUGCACUGCGCUGAGGUCAAGGCCGAUCGUGACUUUUUCGCUUCGGUCUCGCACACCCCGAUGUCAUAUUGCAAAUCAGUUGGCUUGCUGAGUGAUUCAACUGUCCUCGUUCAUAUGGUUCAUUUGGAUGACUCGGACAUUGAACUUCUUUCUUCUUCGGGAACGCAUGUCGCACACUGCCCAACAUCUAAUGCGAAGCUUGCGUCCGGAAUCUGCAGGGUGCCAGAUCUCCAAAAGGCCGGGGUCAAUAUCGGCCUGGGUACCGAUGGCGCACCGUGUAACAAUACAUGCGAUCUAUUGCAGGAGAUGAAACUCGCCGCUAUUAUUCACAAGGGGAUCUCCCAGGAUCCCACAGCGGUUCCAGCCGAAAAUGUGCUGGAGAUGGCUACAAUCAAUGGCGCCAAGGCACUGGGCUUGGAUAACCAGAUCGGCAGUCUGGAAAAUGGCAAGAAAGCUGACUUUGUGGCUAUCGACGUUCGAGGAAUCCACACCCAACCUUGGUUUAACCCAGUCAGCGCGGUUGUUUAUACUGCAACUGGGAGAGAUGUCGAUGUCGUUGUGAUCAACGGGAAGGUUGUGGUCAAUAAUGGAGCGCUCAUGACGAUGGAUGAGGAGGAAAUUGUGCAAGAAGCACAAAGAAGAAGCAAAGAGGUAGUGGAAAGAGCCGGUCUGGGCAAGAAAGUUCAAGGCCGCUGGCCAGUGGAGUGA
Messenger RNA from Penicillium samsonianum, 1389 nucleotides. RefSeq names its product amidohydrolase. The record is from RefSeq and is a predicted model, not a curated record. The coding region runs from base 1 to 1389 and encodes 462 amino acids. Lineage: Eukaryota; Fungi; Ascomycota; Eurotiomycetes; Eurotiales; Aspergillaceae. The transcript is spliced from 5 exons. Gene Ontology annotation, molecular function: hydrolase activity, acting on carbon-nitrogen (but not peptide) bonds.